Molecule: messenger RNA, 1087 nt
Organism: Diabrotica balteata
Lineage: Eukaryota; Metazoa; Arthropoda; Insecta; Coleoptera; Chrysomelidae
Source: the annotation of a GenBank genome assembly
AUGUUUUUACAUCUGCCAUUUACAAAAAUUUUAAAUUAUACUACGUGUAAAACAUAAAUGUAACCACAUAUAAAUUUUCUACAAGAAUGAAAUAUCCAAAUAUUGAAAUUAGUUCAUUACGUACAACCAAUAUUGCUUGGGAAUGAGUGGAGUAAGUGUUCUAGAAUCAUUUUUUUGUGGAGGAUUUGGAGGAAUAUGCGCUGUAUUUGUAGCUCACCCUUUGGAUACAGUUAAAGUACGAUUGCAGACGAUGCCAGUCCUCAAACCUGGUAUGCCUCCUCUCUAUUUAGGACCUUGGCACUGUAUUAAAAAGUCUACCAAAGACGAAGGUUUCUUUUUUGUGUAUAAAGGAAUGAGCACUCCCUUAAUAGCUGUCACUCCACUUACUGCGAUCUGCUUUAUGAGUUUCGAAAUCGGGAAAAAUAUAUUUGGACCUUCUGAUGGUAGCUCACUGGCUAAUUAUCAAAUAUUUGCUUCUGGAAUGUUUUCUGGAUUGUGUACUGCUCCUUUAAUUGCUCCAGGAGAUAGAGUUAAGUGCCUUCUACAAGUUCAAAAGACGUUUUCAGGGCCUUUAGAUUGUGUAGUUCAACUGUAUCGGAAAGGAGGAAUUCCAAACAUAUUUAGAGGACUAGGAGCGACGUUGAUGAGAGAUGCACCUUCGACUGGGGUGUAUUUUCUUACUUACGAUCUGUUACGACGUCAACUUAAUAAAGAAAGUCCAGAAAUAGAUAUAAUCGGAACGAUGUUCGCUGGCGGUUUCGCUGCUAUUGCUUGCUGGUUGGUAGCUAUGCCAAUCGAUGUGUUAAAGAGUAAAAUACAAAUCUCCUUAGAGGAAAAAGAUAAACAAGGUAUUAUAGAAGUUUUAAACGAAGUUUUGAAAACCGAGGGAGCUGUUGGACUCUUUAGGGGUGGCACACUUAUUUUAACUAGGGCGUUUUUGGCGGGUUCCAUUUGUUUCUUAAGUUUUGAAUUUUGUAAAGACUGCUUAAAUAGUUACAAAAAAAGACAGACAAAUAAAAAAUCAGAGGUGUUUGAACACUGAACUUUACUUUAGAGAGUCAUAUAAUUUUGUUUAAAUAAAAUUAAG